CUGCAACAGCAGCAGCACAGCUCCUACUCCCGUCUCCCCCCCAGUCCCUCCCUACUCUGUCUCGAUCUCCAAACGGAGAUGUCAGACUGUCUGCACAAUGGCAGCAGCACAUAGGAAAGUGUCGGGCUACCUUUGUGCUAGAGCCUGAUCAUCACAGGAGGGAGAAGGAGCCCAAGAUGAAGACACUGCUGCGCCAUGGGUUGGCAGUGUUCUUAGCACUCAGCACCUUGUUGAUCAUGUACAGCAGCAUGGGCAGUGAGAAGGAUCAGAAAUAUCUGCGUGGAACAAACAUCACAAGAGCAAGCAGACACAAGGAGUCCCUCUCUGACCCUGUCCUGGAGGGGUAUAUCAGCAUCUCAGACCACAAGCCCCUGAAAAUGCACUGCAAGACAUGUGCGUUAGUAACCAGCUCUGGGCACCUGCUGGGAAGCAAACAGGGUAAUAAGAUUGACCAGACGGAGUGUGUAAUACGAAUGAAUGAUGCUCCCACAAGGGGUUAUGGACAAGAUGUUGGCAACAAAACAAGCCUUCGAGUGAUUGCACACUCCAGCAUUCAGAGGAUUUUAAGGAAUCGCAAUGAGCUCUUGAACAUGAGUCAGGGGACAGUAUUCAUCUUUUGGGGCCCAAGCAACUACAUGCGGAGAGAUGGCAAAGGCUUACUUUAUAAUAAUCUACAGCUCAUAAACAAGAUACUACCUCGAUUAAAAGUACACAUAAUUACACGGCACAAGAUGCUUCAGUUUGAUGACCUCUUCAAAAAAGAGACUGGAAAAGACAGGAAGAUUUCUAACACUUGGCUUAGUACUGGAUGGUUUACUAUGUCAAUUGCAUUAGAACUCUGCGGCAGGAUAAAUGUUUACGGAAUGGUUCCACCUGAUUUCUGCAGAGCUCCCAACCAUACAUUGGUACCUUAUCAUUAUUAUGAGCCUAUGGGACCGGAUGAAUGCACAAUGUAUAUCUCACAUGAGCGUGGAAGAAAAGGAAGCCAUCACCGGUUUAUUACAGAGAAGCGUGUCUUUGCUAACUGGGCACGGACCUUUAAUAUUCACUUUUUUCAACCAGACUGGAAACCAGACUCACAUUCUGGAAAGCAUAUGAUCAUAAAACCAACGUUCUGAAGACAUUUACAUCUAGAGGAAAUCACAAGCACUUUGCAGAAGGGAAUGUCUAACACCGCCGGCAAAACAAAAGAAUGAAUCCGUUGAAAAUUGAAAAUGAAAAAAAAAGGCAAAAAUAAACAGUAAUCAUUUUAGAGUACGGAUCAGGGAUAUUUGCAUUGAACUAUCUUCCCACUUAGUUUUCUUUGUGAUGUGCACUCCAUGACUUGUGUGUGUAUGUGAAUUAGGAAACAAAAGCAGUCUGUCCUUGAAUAUUGCACUAGAAAGAGUAAAAGGCUGUUUCCUCUGGGUAACUAAAUCCAGGCAGAGUUCUUUGUAUGAAUUUGCAUUUCUUAAAUGUUUGAACACUUUCAGAUGAGAUGCACACUUCCUAUAUUUCACUGUAUAAUGGUUGUUUUACUGGUUGUAUGUAUUGUACUGAAAUAUAGUUUUUUUUUUAAUUAAAAAGUGUUUUUUAUGAAUA
Molecule: messenger RNA, 1581 nt
Organism: Xenopus tropicalis (tropical clawed frog)
Lineage: Eukaryota; Metazoa; Chordata; Amphibia; Anura; Pipidae
Gene: st6galnac5
Product: ST6 (alpha-N-acetyl-neuraminyl-2,3-beta-galactosyl-1,3)-N-acetylgalactosaminide alpha-2,6-sialyltransferase 5
Biological process (GO): glycoprotein biosynthetic process
Cellular component (GO): Golgi membrane
Molecular function (GO): sialyltransferase activity
Source: RefSeq, marked provisional